GUGCCGCCAGGGAAAGUUGGAGGAGGCAUCGUUGUGGAAGAUCAGCCAGAUGUGAGUGCAGUAUUGUCUGCCUACAAUCAACAGGGGGACCCGACACUGUAUGAGGAAUAUUACAGUGGAUUAAAACACUUCAUAGAGAGUUCCCUGGACUGUCAUCGAGCAGAACUGUCUCAACUGUUUUAUCCUCUCUUUGUGCACAUGUACUUGGAAUUGGUCUACAACCAACAUGAGAGUGAAGCAAAGUCUUUUUUUGAAAGAUUUCGUGGGGAUCAGGAGUGCUAUUACCAGGAUGACCUGCGUGUAUUAUCUAGCUUAACCAAAAAAGAACAUAUGAAAGGUAACGAGACCAUGCUGGAUUUCCGGACAAGCAAGUUUGUGCUGCGUAUUUCCCGUGACUCUUACCAGCUCUUGAAGAGGCAUCUUCAGGAAAAGCAGAACAAUCAGAUCUGGAACAUUGUUCAGGAGCAUCUUUACAUUGAUAUCUUUGAUGGAAUGCCUCGCAGUAAACAACAGAUAGAUGCUAUGGUUGGAAGCUUGGCUGGGGAGGCAAAGCGAGAGGCUAAUAAAGCAAAGGUUUUCUUUGGCUUAUUGAAAGAACCAGAGUUUGAUGUGCCUUUGGAUGAUGAAGAUGAAGAAGGAGAAAAUGAGGAAGGAAAGCCAAAGAAGAAAAAACCUAAAAAAGAUAGUGUAGGCUCAAAAAGUAAAAAACAAGACCCUAAUGCUCCUCCCCAAAACAGAAUUCCUCUGCCUGAACUGAAAGACUCUGACAAGCUGGAUAAAGUAAUGAAUAUGAAGGAAGCUGCAAGGCGUGUGCGUCUUGGCCCAGAGUGCCUGCCUUCCAUCUGUUUCUACACGUUCCUUAAUGCUUACCAGGGUCUGACUGCAGUGGAUAUUACAGAUGACUCUAGCAUGAUUGUAGGAGGUUUUGCUGACUCUACUGUCAGAGUGUGGUCCGUGACUCCGAAAAAGCUGCGUAGUGUGAAAACAGCAGCAGACCUCAGCCUCAUCGACAAAGAAUCAGAUGAUGUCUUAGAGAGGAUCAUGGAUGAGAAAACAGCAAGUGAGUUGAAGAUUUUAUAUGGUCACAGUGGACCUGUCUAUGGCACCAGCUUCAGUCCUGAUAGGAACUAUCUGUUGUCCUGUUCUGAGGAUGGCACUGUCAGAUUGUGGAGUCUCCAAACAUUCACAUGUUUGGUGGGAUACAAAGGACACAACUACCCAGUAUGGGAUACACAAUUCUCUCCUUAUGGUUAUUACUUUGUGUCAGGGGGACACGACAGAGUGGCUCGUCUGUGGGCAACAGAUCACUACCAGCCUUUACGGAUAUUUGCUGGCCAUCUUGCUGAUGUGACGUGUACUCGAUUUCAUCCAAACUCUAACUAUGUUGCCACGGGCUCAGCAGACAGGACUGUACGGCUCUGGGAUGUUUUGAAUGGGAAUUGUGUAAGAAUAUUCACUGGACAUAAGGGACCAAUUCAUUCAUUGGCAUUCUCUCCCAAUGGACGAUUCCUGGCUACUGGAGCAACAGAUGGAAGAGUUCUGCUGUGGGAUAUUGGACAUGGCUUGAUGGUUGGAGAAUUGAAAGGGCAUACUGAUACUAUCUACGCGCUCAGAUUCAGUAGAGAUGGGGAGAUUUUAGCAUCAGGUUCAAUGGAUAACACAGUUCGUCUGUGGGAUGCUGUGAAAGCAUUUGAAGAUUUAGAAACCGAUGACUUUACUACAGCUACUGGACAUAUAAACUUGCCCGAAAACUCACAGGACUUGUUACUAGGUACCUACAUGACCAAAUCAACCCCGGUCGUACACCUCCAUUUCACACGCAGAAACUUGCUGCUGGCUGCAGGAGCCUACAGUUCACAGUGAAUUGGGAAGCUGUAAGACUGACUGUGCCAAGUCAUUACAGUAGUGACCUCAGGAUCUGAGACCAGGAGGAAUGUCUUGUACAGGUGGACUCUGCUAAUCUGUUGCAGAAAAACGGAAACUAUGUAAACUAAUGCAAGCAGAGUCUUCUCAGUUCUGCUAUUUCAUAUUUAUACAGUUUGAAAAUGCUGGAGAUUGACAAGACAUCGUGGCUGUAAAAGAAGGAAUUGUUCAUGGUGCUUUUGAUA
Messenger RNA from Tauraco erythrolophus (red-crested turaco), 2108 nucleotides. It is a transcript of the gene TAF5, whose product is annotated as TATA-box binding protein associated factor 5. Gene Ontology annotation, molecular function: RNA polymerase II general transcription initiation factor activity; protein binding. NCBI's taxonomy places the organism in Eukaryota, Metazoa, Chordata, Aves, Musophagiformes, Musophagidae. Gene Ontology annotation, biological process: transcription initiation at RNA polymerase II promoter. Gene Ontology annotation, cellular component: transcription factor TFIID complex. The record is from RefSeq and is a predicted model, not a curated record.